Cuscuta campestris is the source of this 1533-nucleotide messenger RNA. The record is from the annotation of a GenBank genome assembly. NCBI's taxonomy places the organism in Eukaryota, Viridiplantae, Streptophyta, Magnoliopsida, Solanales, Convolvulaceae.
AAGGGAAUUAAUUGGGACGGCCCUCCACAAAAACUGGGAAAGAUUGGGAGGGAGAAGAUCGAUCGAUUGAUCGAAAAUGGAGAGCGCAUGCGAACUUGUAGAGUUCCCGCAGCUGCCAACUCCGAUCGAGACGAAUUACAGGGCAUGCACCAUACCUUACAGGUUCCCUUCCGAUAAUCCAAAGAAGGCUACGCCCACUGAGAUCGCCUGGAUUAACCUCUUCCUCAACUCCAUCCCUUCUUUCCGAAAGCGUGCCGAGAGUGACGAUUCCGUCACGGAUGCUCCACUGAGAGCUGAUAAAUUUGCUCAAAGGUAUGCUGGAAUACUUGAGGAUUUGAAGAAAGAUCCUGAGAGCCACGGUGGACCACCUGACUGCAUUCUUCUUUGCCGACUUCGUGAACAAGUUCUAAGAGAAGUGGGAUUCAGAGAUAUAUUUAAAAGGGUUAAGGAUGAAGAAAAUGCUAAAGCUAUUUCCUUAUUUGAGCAUGUAAUUCGCCUCAAUGAUGCUAUUGAGGAUGAAGCUAUGCGCGUUGAGAAUUUGGUUAAAGGAAUAUUCGCAGGAAACAUAUUUGACCUUGGCUCUGCCCAGCUUGCAGAGGUGUUCUCCAAUGAUGGCAUGUCUUUUCUUGCCAGCUGUCAAAAUCUUGUUCCUCGACCAUGGGUUAUUGAUGAUUUGGAUGCAUUUAUAUUGAAAUGGAGCAAAAAAUGUUGGAAAAAGGCUGUAAUUUUUGUUGAUAACUCAGGUGCAGAUAUCAUUUUGGGAGUUUUACCAUUUGCAAGAGAGUUACUUCUCCGUGGGACACAGGUUGUUUUGGCAGCUAAUGACCUGCCUUCUAUAAACGAUGUAACUCACACAGAGCUAAUUGAUAUUAUUUCUAAGCUGAAGGAUGAGCAUGAAAAGCUUGCAGGAGUUGAUACUUCCAAUCUUUUUAUUGCAAAUUCUGGUAAUGAUUUGCCGGUUAUAGAUCUUACCAGAAUAUCACAGGAGCUUGCAUAUCUGGCGAGUAAUGCUGACAUUGUCAUUCUGGAGGGCAUGGGCCGUGGAAUAGAAACUAACUUAUAUGCUCAAUUCAAAUGUGAUUCUCUUAAGAUUGGAAUGGUAAAGCACCCAGAGGUGGCACAGUUCCUUGGGGGAAGGUUGUACGAUUGCGUCUUCAAGUACAACGAGGUUUUGGGUUAAACUAACCUCAACCCCCAGAUUUUAUGUGACUUAAAGAAAGAUGCAGAUUAUUGCGUUAAAAAAAUGGAAGGAAAAAUAAAGGCAGUCUGGGUCCUGGCAUGGCACCACACCUGAAAUCUCUAUUUAUGGACUUGAAAAAAAAAGCAGUUUGUGUUGUUUGGUUGUGUUGGAAUAUCUUAGAUAUUUUUAGAUAUUUUCAGAUAUUUUUCUAUUUCGUUAGUUACGGUUGUUACGUUGGUUACAAUGCCUUUAGCCUGGCUCGUUCCCCUUUAUAUUUCUCCCUCUUGUAUGCUUCCUUCUUGAACAAGUUAAUGCAAUUUUCUCUUUCCUCAACUUCCUUUCUUUGCGUUAUC